Dioszegia hungarica is the source of this 1071-nucleotide messenger RNA. RefSeq lists its product as uncharacterized. Gene Ontology annotation, molecular function: RNA binding. Lineage: Eukaryota; Fungi; Basidiomycota; Tremellomycetes; Tremellales; Bulleribasidiaceae. The record is from RefSeq and is a predicted model, not a curated record. Gene Ontology annotation, biological process: exon-exon junction complex disassembly. The coding region runs from base 1 to 1071 and encodes 356 amino acids. The transcript is spliced from 2 exons. Gene Ontology annotation, cellular component: exon-exon junction complex; cytoplasm.
AUGUCGUUCCCGCACAAUCCCCCAAAAUCCGCUGCUGGGAUCAUCGUCGACCCAAAGACGUUAGAGCGAGUCGUACCAGAAAGCAAGCGAACAGACGGAACGGUCCGAAAAGAGCUCAAAAUCCGACCAGGAUUCACCCCCGUCGAGGAUAUAGGCCGCUAUCGUCCCAUUCGCGCAUCCACCUCUUCCUCCUCUGUCCCCGGCUCUCAAGGCCGCACCGGUGCUUCGGCCAAGCGGGAUCCGUACGCUCGGGACCAGGGUGAAAAUCUGUUCAGAUCGGAUCCGACACCCGCUGAGGCGGGUUCACCGAGCAGUAGGGCAGGCGCGAAGAAUGCCAAGCGGCGGGAGAAGAAGCGGGCGGGUGAUGGAGACGGAGGAGAGCUAGGGAAGACGUCAAGUCUGAACUGGGACGAGGACGAUGCGGGCGUGGAGCGGGUGCCGCAGCGUGAUGAGGAGGACGUAUUGGCCAAGUUGGCGGGCCUGAGGAUAGAGGGGUCGGCGGCGGGGGCAGGAGAGGGAGAGGGGGAAGAACCACUCGGGACGGGCUCGAAGCACGUCGGCGGCGGCGCGCCCGUCGAGGGAAUAGUCAACACCCUCCAGUCUACCAAUGGCGCCGCUACGCCUCGGAGACCGGUAGAUCCUAUGGCGGCAGUUCCGGCAGCAGCGGACGUACCGGAGGAGGCAUCCCAGCUCGUUUCACCCGAAAAGACCGAGAAGGCUUGGAAGGCCGCUCGGCCCUCUUCAUCAUCGACUACGACGGAAGCUACGUCGGGACCCUCGUCGACAUCGACGUCAAAUGCGGACAGGCCGGGGCGGUGGCAGCGCGGUGGAGCGCCUCCUGCGCCCAGCCGGAACGGUGGAGGCGGACGGGGAGGAUCGGGGUGGGACAGUACCAAACAGCAGCAGCAGCCAGAGAGAGUGAGCAGGGAGGUCAGGGUACGCGAGGGGACACCGGGAGAUGGUGGGAGUCUAGCCUCGACGGUCAGGGGAUUGCUGGUACAGAAUGAGCCAAGGGCGAGGAAGACGGCUGCGGAAGGAGGGGACAGGGACGGGGCGUGGCGCAAGGCCUAG